Uranotaenia lowii is the source of this 1082-nucleotide messenger RNA. Its product is annotated as serine protease inhibitor dipetalogastin-like. The record is from RefSeq and is a predicted model, not a curated record. Bases 244 to 672 code for a protein of 142 amino acids. Gene Ontology annotation, molecular function: protein binding; serine-type endopeptidase inhibitor activity. NCBI's taxonomy places the organism in Eukaryota, Metazoa, Arthropoda, Insecta, Diptera, Culicidae. The transcript is spliced from 2 exons.
UGACGAACCUCUUCUAACUUUAACCGUCUACGUGUACCAACCAAACCUAUGUCACACUUGAGAUUAGAAAUUUCCAGCGGGCCUCUUCUAGAUUUGCUAUGAAUCGUGUGUGCCUUAUCAAUAAAACCCGAUAACAGCCAAGCGCUUACGAUCGAUAAGUCAUACAUAUUAUUGUCGCUUCCAUUCGAUUCGUUCAGUACAGCAGGGGAACUUGUGCGAAAACAAAACCGGUAAAAAAGCAUCAUGAAAUAUUGGACAAUUUUGAUGGCCGUUUUGGUCCUUAGCGGAGGAGCUAUAGCCAGCUGCCCCUGUCCCCGGAACUACAUGCCCGUUUGUGGAACCGACAUGGAGACCUACAGCAACGAAUGCGUUUUGAAGUGCGCCGCAGCAUCAACCAAGGGCAGAUCAAUCGGACUGGCGAAACUGAGCAACGGCGAAUGCGACACCCUGGCAGUGAAUUUAAGUAUCAUGAAGCGUUUGGCCGUUUUAGUUGUCAUUUUUAUUCUUGGAGUAGCUCUUGCCACUGAUACUGACCCCUGUGAAUGCGAUAGAGAUCCGAAUCCCGUUUGUGGAAGUGACGGUAAUACUUACGACAACGAGUGCCUUUUGAACUGCCGUAUCGCAACUUCAGGGGAUUCCAGUUUGGUGAAAGUAAAGGACGGCUAUUGCUGAAUGUAGUUGCUGGGGUUCUGUAUUGAAUGAAGCUGUAUGAAUUGUUUCGUCAUAGUAGAAAUGCAAUAGAAACAAACUAAAAACGGCUAUUACUUCAAAAUGAAUUUUCCUGUAAAUGCAAAAUGCCUCUGAUUCAAUUUACAAGCAAAACGUGACAUCCUCUAUUGAAAGAAAAAUCAAUAUAUUUAUGUAUAAACAAAUUGAUGAAAUUGGCAUUGCACAGAUGUCCCUAAAAAUUCAAAAAUGACAAAAAUGACAAAAAUGACAAAAAUGCAGGGCUGGUAGCGAGUCACUUUUUAGUGACUUGGUCACUUUUUUUGGGUAAGUCACUAAAAAGUCACUUUUUUCAUCAGCACAACUAAAUGUGUUCGGCCGAAUUUGACAAAAUUUCUAGUUUAGGACACUAUUUA